This is a messenger RNA of Penicillium nucicola, 1254 nucleotides long. Its product is annotated as M20 family metallopeptidase. Lineage: Eukaryota; Fungi; Ascomycota; Eurotiomycetes; Eurotiales; Aspergillaceae. Gene Ontology annotation, molecular function: dipeptidase activity. The record is from RefSeq and is a predicted model, not a curated record. The coding region runs from base 1 to 1254 and encodes 417 amino acids. The transcript is spliced from 4 exons.
AUGCAUUUCCCGGAAUCUCACAGUCGCUUCUUGAAAAGCGUACAAGAUGCGCUCCAGCGCUAUGAUUCACAGCUCAAUGACAUCAAUCAAAAGAUCUGGUCAAACCCAGAGCUUGCCUAUGCAGAAUUUGAUGCUCAUGACAACAUCUGUGCGCUUUUUGAAAGCCUCAAGUCGGAAGGAUAUUCAGUCCGGAGAAAGGCGUAUGAACUAGAGACUGCGCUCGAGAUUGAAUACACCCAAGGCAGUGGGGGCCGAGUAGUGGCUUUCAAUGCCGAGUACGAUGCUCUGCCUGGAAUUGGCCACGCUUGUGGCCAUAAUCUCAUCGCAACAAGCUCAAUCGCGGCAUUCAUUGCCACUUGCGAGGCCAUGAAGGCUCAAGCUGAAUCCUCAUCAGCCUCGGGAUUUACCGUUCGUCUGCUAGGUACCCCGGCUGAGGAAUCAGGGGGUGGUAAAGUGCGACUGAUCAACAAGGGUGCUUAUAAGGGUAUUGAUGCCUGCCUUAUGGUCCACCCGGUACCGAUGGUACCCGGAAAACCAGAGUUGAUGGGUAUUGCAACCACCCUCGAAGGAGGAUUCCUCGCCAACGAUAAAGUCAAAGUAACUUUUACGGGCAAACCUGCCCAUGCUGCAGCGGCUCCAUGGGAAGGAAUCAAUGCACUAGAUGCUGUCGUGUCUGCAUAUGUUAAUAUUUCUCUUCUCCGACAACAGAUUCUACCAACCCAGAAAGUUCACGGAGUCAUUGUGAACGGAGGGGAUCGACCUAACAUUAUCCCCAUGUCUGCUCAAGUCGACUAUUAUAUCCGCUCUCCAACCAAGAAGACACUUAAGCCCUUGACCGAAAAAGUGCUGAAAUGCUUCGAGGCUGCUGCGACCGCUACUGGGUGCAAGGUUGAAUUUGAAUGGGGCCCUUCAUAUGAUGACUUGAAGAGCAACAAGCCAAUCUGCGAAAGUUAUGUGUCGGCAAUGCGAGCAAUGGGGUACCACACCUUGCUUGAUAACUCUGGAGAAAAGAGCGCCCUUGCUGGAGCAUCCACAGAUAUGGGAAAUGUUUCUUACGUUGUUCCUGGAUUCCACGGACUAUUCACCAUUCCUGUUGAUGGUGUUAACCAUACACCACAGUUUACUAGUGGUGCUGGAUCUGCUGAGGGCUUCAAGCGCGCCAUUGGUUGUGCGGCAGGUAUGGCCAUGGUCGCUUGCCAACUCUUGGUUGAUGAUAAAUUUGCGGAAGAUGUCAAGAAGAAUUUUGAGGAAUGA